Chlamydomonas reinhardtii is the source of this 1320-nucleotide messenger RNA. RefSeq lists its product as uncharacterized. The record is from RefSeq and is a predicted model, not a curated record. The coding region runs from base 353 to 979 and encodes 208 amino acids. The transcript has 4 exons. NCBI's taxonomy places the organism in Eukaryota, Viridiplantae, Chlorophyta, Chlorophyceae, Chlamydomonadales, Chlamydomonadaceae.
ACACCAACCAGACGGGUCAGCCCUGUCACUGAGGGCCAGUGGAGGCCACCUUCCUUCGCACAGACCAAGUCCAAUCCGGCAUUGUUGACCUGUAUGCACAUUUGUUGUAUUCCCUCGCCUGCUGCUCAGAGGUUGCAUGCCUGCACACAGCCUGUGAUUAGCUGAAGCCAAAUGCUGGUGUGUACUAGAGUACUAACGGGUAUUGACAGCUGGCUGGCAAGACGUGUGUUAUGGAUUGUUGCCCUAGGCAACAUCAGAUCUGUUACCCGGCUUCAUCACAACGCACACAGCUGCACUUGUCCCCAUGUGAGCAUGUUUUCAUUGGGGGUCGGGUAAAGUUACAGGACUUGGGAUGCUGGGGUGCCAUGCGCAGGUGCAGUGGUACGCACACACUGCAGCCUCAGAGAAGGCCCGCGAGGCCAUUGGCACCUAUGGUGCAGCGGUGACAGCCCUGCUCAUGGUGGUGUGGCCGUACCUGGUGCUGCUGGCAAGCGUGUCUGCCGUGGGCAACCCGGCAAUCCUGUCGGUCCAGGCACCAUGGGGCUUCAUCCCCGUGGGCCUGGAUUACUUCACGCACCCUCACAUUGACAAGGACGAUGCCACACACACCAUUGUGUUCCUGACACUGUGGAAGGCGGCAAGUGGGCGGCAGUGCAAGGACUUCACCAGCCCCAGGGAGCGUGGUCAGCAUGUCAGCCGCAACAUAUUCACGUUUGGUGGCAUCAGCGCAUUCACGCGCUCAUCGGACUGCGACCUGCUGGUCUUCGAUGCGCGGCGUGUCGUGCAUGAUGUGAAGGCUGGGCGGGCGGUGGCUCGCGGGUGGUUGGAGCUCGCGGCACAGGGCAGGUCAGCUGGGCGCGAUGCUGCGAAGAAACUGGGAAUGGAGUUUGAGCAGCGCAUCCAGGAGAACGUCAGCCGUGGCCUUGGUGAGGUGCAGUCAGCGCUGGAGGAGCAGGGUGGCGGGUCCGGGCGGGCUUGAUCUGUCAUGCAUGCGGUUCGAGGGUGGGUGGGUGGGUAGGUAGGUGUAUGUGCAUGGGAGCCAAUGGAUUAAAUAUGCAUGCCAGACUGUCGAAGCCCAGCUGAGACGAGGCUCUUUAUUGCAACAUCAACGCUGUGCAGCUAUAGCAUGAUAGCAUGUGUGCGGCCAGGUCCUGUCAACGUGGCGGUCCUGCGCACUGAAUAUCAAAGUAUACUGGAUGGGCAGUAUUAAGGCCAUCGCUGAAAGGCCAGCGCUGAGCAUGGUGCCGAUGGGCCUGGGCCCCUUUUGAUCUGGAGGGAGUGUGUGUUAAAGUCUGCAUAGCCAUGUAACACAGCAGGCUC